GUCCUCCUCGUCGUCGUCGUGAAACGAAACGAAACGGAGCGGAUGCAACGGGAUCGCGCGAGGAAUUUCGCGCCUGACGUUUACCACGCGACCGUUAUUCUCUCGCCGAGACGAGCAACGAGAACAGCUGGGCGAACGUCAGAUUCCUCGUCGACGUCGCGCGACCCCGCCCGUCUCUCCCCCGCGAGUCGUGGUUCCGAGAAAUCGGAGCAGAAAGAAAGAGAGAGGGGGAGAGAGAGAGAGAGAGAGAAAGGAGGAUACGUGCGAUACUUGGCGAAAUUGACGUAGUGUAUAUCUACCUCGAGGAUCCCUCCGAGGAUCGAUCAUAGAGAAAAGCAGUACAAUUUGUUAAAGGAAGGUGUACAUCUUUAUCUCCAUCAAUUCUAGGCUUUUGUUGUGAUUCGGAGUAUUUGGAAGUUUUCUAUAUUUCUGGACAAGUCUCUUCGUCAACGACACCAGCGAUAUUUCAUUAGUCAAGAAUGGCAAUGCAGAAGAUGAGAAGACAAGGUCAAGACGUCAUGCAGGUGAAUCUGGCAGGAAUCAGGCGAGAUAUUAUGAAUCUUGCCCAUAACUACAGCAAUGCUCAGAAAGCUGUACGAAAAGCUACCAGCAAUGAUCCAUGGGGUCCAAGCAGUACACUUAUGGCGGAAAUUGCUGACUUAACAUACAAUGUUGUAGCAUUUACGGAAAUUAUGCAAAUGCUAUGGAAAAGAUUAAAUGAUCAUGGGAAAAACUGGCGACACGUAUAUAAAGCCCUAGUUCUCUUAGAAUACCUUAUUAAAACGGGAAGUGAAAAGGUAGCGCAGCAGUGCAAAGAGAAUAUUUUUGCCAUUCAAACCUUAAAAGAUUUUCAAUAUAUGGAUGGGCAUAAAGAUCAAGGAAUUAACGUGAGGGAAAAAGCAAAACAAUUAGUGGCCUUAUUAAAAGAUGACGAGAGAUUGAGAAAUGAGCGAGCUAGAGCAUUGAAAGCAAAGGAGAGAUUCGCACAAUCAGUUAGUGGCUUUGGAAGUGAUGGUUUAGAUACUAUGUCACCUGUUAGUAGUGAUUUUCAAGAUUGGGAACCUUGUCACUUAUCCGAUUUAUCGACUAGACGUGCAACGGAACUGGAAGCCGCUAGACCGCAAACGGUAGGCGAAGAAGAGUUACAACUACAGCUGGCCUUGGCUAUGUCCAGAGAGGAAGCGGAGCAGGAGGAGCAAAGAAGACGCAGUGACGAUGUUAGAUUGCAGUUAGCUCUCAGUCAGAGUCAGCAAGAUUUUAAAACUCCGCAAUCCGAAAAGCAAAGUCAUAUGCUUGAUUUACUCGAUGUAAAUCUUGGGGAAGCGAGCGGUCCUUCAGUACAAACUGAUCCUUGGGGUAUCCCGGUAACACCACCAAAACCACAGCCGCAGAAUGACCCAUGGAGCGUUCCAACAACGAGUAGCGCGUCACCUGCGGUAGAUCCGUGGACGCCCGUUCCUCCACAACGACCAAGAUCUUCAGCGGCCGCUAUCGAUCCAUGGCGUGCACCUGCUCCGUCUCCUGCUACAGUCGUAUCCCCUCCUCGCAUAAACGAUCCUUGGUCACCAGUAUUCGCUGCUGGUACUAAUGAAUCGGAGACAAGCAAAGUGCAGGCAGCUCAAGAUGACAUAACAUCCUCAUCACCAGCUUUCAACAAUUCAACCUUGACACAGAAUAUCGGCUUUGCCGCGCAAUCGCCUCAGAAUAUAGGAUUCAAUUUGCCGCCGGUGUCUUCGGUUACCACUUUUAGUACUACUACCAAUGGUUUUAAUGGCACAGGACCAGGUUUUAAUAAUUUUUCCACUCAAAACAACGGUACUGCCGCCGCGACGAGUCCGCUUAGCGAUUUAGACGAAUUUGAUGUGAUUACCAACAGGGGAAAACUCGGAGCCAGUCCACAGACGGUUAAUAAUGGUGCUACUACAACAUCAGGGGACCCUUUUGAUCUGGAAAGCAUGGCUGAAAAUCUUUCUGCUAGUACUGGUGCUGUAAAGAAGACACCACAAUCCUUUUUAGGGGAGAACUCGGCGCUCGUUAAUUUGGACAACCUUGUUAGUGCUUCGGCAAUUAAACCUACGGCUCCCACGCCUGCAGCAACUGUGUCAUACGCAGCAAAUCCAUUUGCAACUGUGACUCCACCACCCCGUCCUUCAAUCAAUCAGAUUCGACAGGAUCCAUGGACAGCGAAUACAACUUCUGUGGCUAAUCCGUUCCUCUCGUAGCCUGAUCGAUUAAUCGAAAGCUUCAUAGUUAUUGCGAUUUACGAGACGUGGUUUGCAAUUCUACAUGUAACUAUGUACGGUAUAGAUUUCGGUUACAACGGCAAAACAUGAUUUUAAUUAUAUAGCAAUUAUGCAUGGAGAGACGCAAAUAAGAUCAAUGUGAGACAAAGAAAGCAUUUUCAUUGAUGAAUAUUUUAUCAAUAACUUCAAGCAUUACUUUUCGAUGGAUUAUAUUAUUGCAACACACUUAUAUUCGUUAUACAAGUUUUUUCCUUUUUUGCAUGUAUUACUCGCUUUUUAAAGUUUAUCGUGGAGUAAUCACCUAAACAACACUAACAAGUAGAGUGUGGCAUACGCGUAGUUAAGAAAAUUGGGUGAUUAAAAGAGAUACAAUACAUAAAUCAUGUUUUAACUCAAAACGCUUAAACGAUCCCAAGGUGGCGACUGGAUUUUAUAUAUAUACACUCCUUUCUCUAUAUAAUCUAUAUUUUCUAUGUGUAUGAAUUGAUUCGAAGGAAGAUUGCUCGGCAAUAUCAUUUUUGCUGCUGGGAGAGAAUGUAACGUAACGCUGGCGUUGAGAUCAGUUUAUGCGUUUUAUAUUUGUACACACGUUUUCUAUAGUAAAAAAAAAAAAAAAAACCCAACAAAACGAGAUCGUGAGACUGUAAUCGUAAUUUGCAAAAGCACUAUUAUAUAUCGAACAUAAUUCCGUUCGCUGUUAUACGCUUAAAAUGUGUCGAUUAUAAACAAAUCAAUGUUGUGGCUUGCUUUCUCAAAAAA
Camponotus floridanus (Florida carpenter ant) is the source of this 3002-nucleotide messenger RNA. RefSeq names its product epsin-2 (gene lqf). The transcript has 15 exons. Gene Ontology annotation, molecular function: clathrin binding; phospholipid binding. The coding region runs from base 480 to 2222 and encodes 580 amino acids. NCBI's taxonomy places the organism in Eukaryota, Metazoa, Arthropoda, Insecta, Hymenoptera, Formicidae. Gene Ontology annotation, cellular component: clathrin vesicle coat; plasma membrane; endosome. The record is from RefSeq and is a predicted model, not a curated record. Gene Ontology annotation, biological process: endocytosis.